AUGCAAACACACGACCAGAUUUAUGCAUCCACAAAAUUAGAAUUCGUAAUGGCUGAGACCCCCGAAUUGACGAUAAGAAAGGUGGAACCAGCGGAUGUUGAACCGGUCAGGAGGUUUAUGAAGAGGACGUUCUUCAAAGACGAGCCCAUUUGCAAAUCUUUGAAAGUGGUUGUUGAUGAUACAGUCGAUGAAGGGGUGGUGGAUUAUUGCUUGAGGUUCUUGGGACAAGGGCUUGAUUUGGUUGCUGAGUAUAAUGGCAAUAUUGUUGGUUCAUCCUGUUCCAAUGUGUUGAUAGAAAAAGGUUCUUCCCUGGUCGAACGGCCCUACACUCUGACCGAUAAGGGCAAAAUUGUAAAAGACUUGCUUGAAUACGUGGAGGAAAUGGCAAAUCCAUUCGAUAAUGCCAACAGAGUUUUCCUGUUGAACUUGCUUUCUGUGGAUCCCACAUUCAGAGGCCGCGGGCUGGGUAAAAAACUGCUAAUAGAAUCGAUGAGAGUUGCGAAGGAACAUGGAGCUCAGAGAGUCAUGGUGGAAUGUACGAGCGUUUUUACAAACGCUGCGUGCCGUUCUUUGGGCUUUAGAGACGUUUUUACUCUAAAAUACGCAGAUUAUAAACUCGAUGGUAAAGUUGUUGUCAAUCCUGAACCACCUCACUAUGCUGUGGUGGUAGCGGCCUUUGAUUUCGACCAAUAA
Messenger RNA from Phyllotreta striolata, 693 nucleotides. The record is from the annotation of a GenBank genome assembly. NCBI's taxonomy places the organism in Eukaryota, Metazoa, Arthropoda, Insecta, Coleoptera, Chrysomelidae.